ACUGUCAUUAUUCAUACAACUGAGUUAUUCUCCAAUAUUUUUCAUUUAUUUGUCGAGAGUUCUUCUUGAUAUUAUUUUCGAAUUCGCUCAUAAUUGAGUUUUUCCGUCAGAAACACAAUUGAUUCAUCGAUGAUCAACAUAAAACUGCCGAAAAUAGAGAAGAGAAGGGAAAAAACGAAAAAUGUAAGCUUGGAGAGCAGAGAUAUGGUUUCUGCCAAACUUUUCAAGGGUUCAACAUACGAUCCUUUGAGAAUGAUUCACCGCACCACGGAUUCCUGCGACAAAGUUGUCCUCCCAAAGAUGAACGAUAGAAUGAAUAUCAUAAAAAAGACCGCACAACACACCAAAGAUGAAACUUUCAGGUGUUCUGCAGCUCUCGAGGACCGUCGUGGAAAAUACCUUCGUGAACGCUGCCAUCUGGAUGAAGAAUGGGAGAUGCUGGAGAAGAAGGAGCACGCACUUAAAACGAACAUGAUCAUUUUCAAUAAAUUCCUGAAAGAAAAUCUUGUCAAAAGAGAAAGGUUCGAAGAGAACAUCAGUCAUCAUCGGAGAGUGGGGGGUAAAUACGACGAAGAGAUCGAAUUGAUCAGGGAAAAGAUCUCUGUUUUGAGGAAGAUCAAGAAACUGAUGAAGCAGCAAAUCAAGAAGCAUUCGAUCUACAACGACUUCCUGGAAACUGUCGUUUCGAGAAAGGGUGAAUACAACUGCGUAUCAUCCCUCAUCAACAGGUUCGCGCUGUUGUUCGAAACGUUAGAAGAAGCGGCGCAGAAAUUCCAGUCGAAAAAGAAGCAACUGGAGACUUUGACGUUGGAAGAGGAAAAGAAGGAUUUCGACAGGAUAAAUUUGAUCCAAUCGUUGCUCAAUAAACUGGGAUAUUUGAGUGUGGUGCACGCAACGGUCACAGCAAAGAGCAAAGAUGUCGAAACGGUGCUGUCAAAUGUCCAGCUGGAGACCGAGAGGCUGUUCCAUAACUUCGCCAUCACUGAAGACUUCAUAAACGACAUGUACUUGUCGAUGUGUAAGAGGCAAGGUUUGGAGGUCGUUUUUCAUAAGGGGGAUUUUGACAACCAAUUGACGGUGAUUUACACCUGCAUUGAGAUGUUGAGAAACAUCGUUGAGUCGCAGGAUAAGAACAAAGGAUGAAGGAGAAGGAAAUAGACAAAGAACGGAUGAAAAUAUUAGAGAAGAAAAGUUAUGAGAUGGUUCUCUCAUCUCGAAACUUCUUUGUUACAUGUACGAAGAGCAGUUACGUUUGAAUUGUGAUUUCUGAUAGUGUAAUUUAUGGUUUUUUCACGUUUUUCUCUUUAUGUAAGGUAAAAAGUAAAGUAAAUUUGUUCUUUAUC
Coccinella septempunctata (seven-spotted ladybird) is the source of this 1343-nucleotide messenger RNA. Its product is annotated as coiled-coil domain-containing protein 42 homolog. The transcript is spliced from 2 exons. The record is from RefSeq and is a predicted model, not a curated record. Lineage: Eukaryota; Metazoa; Arthropoda; Insecta; Coleoptera; Coccinellidae. Bases 130 to 1143 code for a protein of 337 amino acids.